GCAUUCAAUCAACCAAUGACAUUUGGGAUUAUAGGUUCACCACAGUGCGUGAACUCACACAAACGAAUUGACAAUUAUUUCAAGCCGAACACCCCUGCUGAUGCAACCUGGGCUCAAAACCACAGCCUCUGGAUGGAGCUGCCAACUCGACCGACACUUUUUGAUUUCCAAGGCAUUUCCAUGAUCAAAUAUUUCACUGACAACUGGGAAAACAUCCAGAACUUUGAGGCCAGACCAGAUGAUAUUCUUAUAGCCAGUUACCCUAAAGCAGGAACCACAUGGGUUUGCUACAUGCUGGAUCUCCUGUACUUUGGCAACAUGUGUCCAGAGCGUCAGACUUCUGUUCCUCUGCAUGAGAGAGUGCCCUUCUUGGAGAUCUGUGCACCGCCUCGACCCAAAGGAACAGACCUGGCAGAUCAACUCUCCACUUCUCCUCGUCUCAUUAAAACUCAUCUACCAGUCCAGUUUGUACCAAAGUCUUUCUGGGAGCAGCGCUGUAGAAUUGUCUAUGUGGCUCGUAAUCCAAAAGACAGCGUUGUGUCUCACUACCACUUCAGCCGCGUGAACAGGAUCCUUCCUGAAGUGGGAGACUGGAGCACCUUCCUGCAGGACUUUAUGGAGGGAAAGAUGGUGUUUGGAUCGUGGUACGAACAUGUAAACAGCUGGUGGGAGAAGAAACAGACUUAUUCAAAUCUUCACUACAUGUUUUAUGAAGAUUUGUCUGAGAACUUUGGACGAGAAACAGACAGACUUUGCUCCUUCCUCGGCUUAUCUCCAUCAGCUGAAGAAAAGGAAAAAGUCAGAGCUGCAGUCAUGUUUGACAACAUGAAACAGGAUAAAAUGGCAAACUUCUCCUCCACUAUCCAAACAAUGAACCAAGAUGUGUCUCCUUUUAUGAGAAAAGGAAAAGUGGCAGACUGGAAGAACCAUUUCACCGUGUCCCAGAACGAACACUUUGAUGAAGACUACAAGCAGAAAAUGAAGAACCAUGCUUUGUGCUUUCGUACAGAAAUAUAGAGGUUUAACUGCUGGUAACUGAGUCCAGAAAACUGACAUUUGAACAGUCAGUUAGAAAGCUGAGAACAAGUAUUCAUCCACAGCUAUUUAAGAGAUUAGUGACUUGACAUACAGUCUUUAAUCUGACUUUAAAAAAAUGUCAAUUUCUAAAUGCUCUCUAUGUAUUAAACACGGUGGUGGAGGAAUAAACAUAUGAACAUC
Molecule: messenger RNA, 1218 nt
Organism: Austrofundulus limnaeus
Lineage: Eukaryota; Metazoa; Chordata; Actinopteri; Cyprinodontiformes; Rivulidae
Product: cytosolic sulfotransferase 3
Exons: 9
Coding region: 16-1017 (333 amino acids)
Molecular function (GO): sulfotransferase activity
Source: RefSeq, a predicted model, not a curated record